This is a messenger RNA of Capronia epimyces CBS 606.96, 1875 nucleotides long. RefSeq lists its product as uncharacterized. Gene Ontology annotation, biological process: GPI anchor biosynthetic process. The transcript is spliced from 4 exons. The record is from RefSeq and is a predicted model, not a curated record. The coding region runs from base 1 to 1875 and encodes 624 amino acids. Lineage: Eukaryota; Fungi; Ascomycota; Eurotiomycetes; Chaetothyriales; Herpotrichiellaceae. Gene Ontology annotation, molecular function: alpha-1,2-mannosyltransferase activity. Gene Ontology annotation, cellular component: endoplasmic reticulum membrane.
AUGUGGCGGCUUUUAUACCUGUUCUUGCUCUUUGUUCGCAUCUAUCUUGCGCUGUGUCCAAGUUAUCUUCACCCGGAUGAGAUUUUUCAAGGCCCAGAGCCGAUUGCUGGCUAUAUUUUCUCUUACCCUAGUCAGCAAACAUGGGAAUGGACGUCCUCCCAUCCCAUCCGCAGUGUCUUUCCUCUCUGGCCUGUCUAUGGCUUGCCAAUGAUAUUGUUGAAAUGGAUUUGGGCCCAAGAUGAAGAUGGCCUUGUCAAUCCAGCGGCGAUAUAUUACACCCUCCGCCUCGUCAUGUUUGUGCUCAGCUUCGUCCUCGAGGAUUGGGCAGUCCAUGAUCUGGUUCGGUCUCCUCGGCACAGGAAACAGGCCGUUAUCCUGGUCACGUCCUCGUAUGUGACAUGGACCUUUCAAACCCAUACUUUCUCGAACUCUGUCGAAACUCUUCUUGUCUUAUGGAGCCUUAUUGUUAUAGAGCGAAUCGUGGGUGAAAAUAAGCGAUCAGCGAUUGCAUCCAGCAUCGUGCUGGGCUUCCUGCUCGUAUUUGGGACCUUCAACCGGAUUACCUUUCCCGCUUUUGUUGUGAUACCCGGCAUACAAUUGUUGCCACACUUUUGGAAUAGACCCUUUUGCUUCGUUGCCAUGAUCCUCUCAGGAGCUCUUUGGACCGUUGUUGCCAUUAUUGUUGACACGGCAUAUUAUCGUGGGCCAGCGGCAACAACGUCCUUUCGAGCCUUGUACCACCAUGUCUGGCAUGCUCCUGUAUUCACACCACUCAACAAUCUCUUGUACAAUACUCAAACCACGAACCUUGCCCAGCACGGCCUCCACCCUCAUUAUCAGCACCUUCUCGUCAAUCUCCCACAGCUUCUCGGGCCGGCUUUAAUUGUCCUCUCUGCUUCCGCCUACCCCUUCAACCUCCGGAUCCUCAAAACGAUGAUGAACAACUCCAGACUCUCUUCUGCUGUGACUGGAACCUUCCUACUCAGUAUCAUCCCUCACCAAGAACCACGCUUCUUGCUUCCCACUGUCCCUCUGCUGCUCACCUGUUUUCGGCUUCCUGUGUCGAAGAUAUGGAACAAAGUAUUCUUGAUCAGUUGGGCAACCUUCAACAUUUCACUUGCGACAGUUAUGGGCAUCUACCACCAGGGCGGCGUUAUACCAAUGCAGCUUGAUGUGCCGUCUAUCAUUACCCAGUCAAUCAACGUUACUCACUCAACCGCUCAUAAUAUCGAGGUGUUUUGGUGGAAAACCUAUCCGCCACCAAAUUUCCUUCUAGGCCAUGAACCCCUGCACCCGGCAACAAACCGAUCGGUCAACAUUUCGACGGUCCCCCUUAUGGGCUUUCCACAAAGCGAACUUGUUUUCAUGCUGAUGCAGCACAUGCCCACAUGCGAUCCGUCCCUCAUUGAACGCUUGAUUCUACACAAGGAGAAAACGGACAUUUUUGUUGUGGCACCUUUGGCUGCAUGGCGGCUCGAAAGCUACGAUCUGUAUCCCCCAGUCUCGAACUUCAGCUUCUCCAUCACCUUCGAUAGUCCGCCAGCCAGCUUGAGUAUGACGAACCUCGCCACGUAUCGAAGACAUGUGAACCUUGAUGAUAUGGAUUUGGCAGACGACGGUAUCAUCACAACUCUGGAGAGAGUAGUGGGCCGCCGGGGCUUGGGAAUAUGGAGAGUGGACAGGAUCUGCGAGCCCAUCCUCUUCGGCGAAGAGGAAGGUGUGGAGCGUGAAAGUCAGAAGCCAGCUCUUCUGGAACCGGAGCCGUUGGGCAAGCCACUGGCUGUUUCAUCUUCGUCCUUGAAUCGAGAAGGUACUGCUGCAGCGACUUGGCCUAAAUCUGUACACACUUUGACAAACGUGGAAGGACUAAAUUGA